UGGUAUACAAUUUUGGGCGCAGUUUGGGCGUACAGAUUGCAAAGGCAACGCCUGCUUUUCCACCAUUUUCCAGAGUAAAUUCUGAGUGUUAUUUAGCGAUUCUGAGCCUACGAGGAGACACCAUUGCAGUGAAACAUGUCCGAAAGUUGCAAAACAGUUGCCAUUAUCGGCGCAGGAGUCACCGGCCUAACAGCGAUCAAAUGCUCCCUUGACGAAGGCCUUCAACCAACUUGCUUCGAGAGGUUUGAUUCCAUCGGAGGACUGUGGACCUAUCGAGAUACUGAUGCCGAGUACCAGACAGCUUCCGUCUACAAGACGACAGUCACCAAUACCAGCAAAGAAACUAACGCAUUCAGCGAUUUCCCGUUCCCAAAAGAAUGGCCGAAUUAUAUGCACCACUCCUACAUGAAUAAGUACCUCAACAUGUACGCUGAUGAGUUUGGCCUGGAGAAAUGCAUCCGUCUGUCGACCAGCGUGACACGCCUUGAACAGGCUCCUGACUACGACAUCAGUGGGCGGUGGGUGGUCACCACCAAACACAAGAAUGAGAUGGAGACUAGCCAAGAGUUUGAUGCCGUCAUGAUUUGUACUGGGAUGUUCAACAACCCGUUCACUCCAGACGUUCCGGGUAUGGAUGAGUUCCAGGGGAAGAUUUCACACACUAAUGGUUACAGGACCGCGACGGAGUUUGAAGGAAAACGAGGUGUCGUCGUGGGUAUCGGUAAUUCAGCAGGUGAUGCUGCUACAGAAACAAGCCGUGUAGCUUCACAGGUUUUCUUAAGCGCAAGACAUGGGAUGUGGUUAUCAUCUCGUCGUGGACCCAAAGGGUAUCCAAUUGAGUUAGCGGUGGUGCGAAGACGCUUCCUCCGUCCUUUGAGCAUGGUCAUGAGAUCCUUCGAGAAAUCGUUGGAGGAGCGAUACGAAAUGGUUCAAAAGCCUUUGAAACCCGCCUUCGGAGUCUUGGCCAGUGAGUUACUGCUGAAUGAAGACAUACCAGGCUGUAUCUUGAACGGUUCUGUAGUCAUCAAAGGGGACCUGGCGAGGUUUACCAAAACAGGGGUAGAAUUUGUAGACGGUUCGCGCGAGGACAACAUCGAUUUUGUCAUCUUUGCUACCGGGUAUCGCUUCGAUUUCCCGUUCAAGACCGACUGCCCUGCGCUACAGGUCCUGGAUCAACACGUCCCCUUGUACAAGCUCGUCUUCCCCCUGGGCCUGAAGCACAGCACGCUCUCAGUCAACGGCCACAUCAAACCCGUCGGCGCGGUUGGUCCAUGCUCCGAACUGCAGGCUCGCUGGGCGGCGAGGAUCUUUAAAGGGUUAGCAAAGCUCCCGUCACAAUCAGAACUUGCAGCAGAAGUCAAAAUGGCGGAUGAAGAAAUGGCGGCAAGCUUCGCUAAUCAUCAUCGUCAUGUCCACCCGUUACUGUACAUGGACAAUAUUGCGACUGAAAUUGGCGCCAGACCAAAUUUCUUGAAGAUGUUUUUCACAGAUCCAGAGAUGAGCCUUCGAUGUGUUUUCGGUCCGGCCAUACCGUUCCACUACCGACUGGUUGGCCCUGGAAAGUGGGCCGGUGCACGGGAGGCAAUCGCUACUGUUUGGGACAGGGUGCUUGAGCCGGUGAAGACUAGAAAACCUACCGAUCAAACCACUAAAAGUGGUUCCCAAAUGCUCUUCGUCUGUUUGGGUAUAGCUGUACUGGUAGCUGUAGUAGGCGUGCUUAUGGUCUGCAACUAACAAGCUUUUAGGCCCUUUUCGAAUCCAUGGCUUCGGCUUCAAGCUCCGUUCUCUCGUCUCAAGCGCAAUGUUGUGAACAACCGCAGGGCCAAGCUAGCCUGAGCCGAAUCUGCAGCCGAAGUCGUGGUUUCGAAAAGGGCCCGUUGACAACUAAGGUACAGACUAGGUAUGUGGUACAGGCUAUCGGUCCAUUUGAAAUUGGGUAAUUAGCCAUUUUGAGAGUUAAAUUUGAAUAAUGUCUGGUACAAUGAUUUACCUUUAU
Molecule: messenger RNA, 1996 nt
Organism: Asterias rubens (European starfish)
Lineage: Eukaryota; Metazoa; Echinodermata; Asteroidea; Forcipulatida; Asteriidae
Product: dimethylaniline monooxygenase [N-oxide-forming] 5-like
Exons: 3
Coding region: 136-1734 (532 amino acids)
Molecular function (GO): flavin adenine dinucleotide binding; NADP binding; N,N-dimethylaniline monooxygenase activity
Source: RefSeq, a predicted model, not a curated record